Messenger RNA from Trachymyrmex septentrionalis, 399 nucleotides. RefSeq lists its product as uncharacterized. The coding region runs from base 1 to 399 and encodes 132 amino acids. The record is from RefSeq and is a predicted model, not a curated record. The transcript is spliced from 5 exons. Lineage: Eukaryota; Metazoa; Arthropoda; Insecta; Hymenoptera; Formicidae.
AUGACGGAAAUCAAGGGGGAAGCGAAGAAGUUUGCGGGGGAGGUGAAGGUGGUUGAGGAAAAGGUGAAGGUGGUUGAGGGAAAGCCGGGGGACGAGGGUGGUGAUGGUGGCAGAUGGUCCUCGGCCGGACGACUCUGUUCUCGCGAACUCCCGAGAAACAUAGAUGGAGAACCUGCGAGUAAGACACAGGAAAAGAACAGCUGUAUGGAAUCUGCAGAAACACAGCCAAUUAUUGUUGAUAACGUGGAUGCUGAGACAGUUAAACCAAGUACAUCCAAGGAUACAAAACAGGACAUGAAAUCGUCAGAGGAUAGCCUAAGAAAAAAAAAGCUGCAUUUGAAGCUCUUAAAAUUACAGGCACAGAACAAAAUGCUCCGCGAAAUCGACGACUCCGUUUGA